GUGUGUGGGUGCUGGACGGGCACACCUGUGCCCCGCCCUGGCACACCUGUGCCCGUACAGGUGUGUGGGUGCUGGAUGGGCACACCUGUGCCCCGCCCUGGCAGGCCGCGCUGUUCCGGGGCCGUCGGUUCAUCUGUGGGGGGACCCUGGUGGCGCCCAGGUGGGUCCUGACGGCGGCGCACUGCCACGCCCCCGGCCCCAUCUCCGUCCGCCUGGGCCGCCCCUCCCACCCCCAGGUGCCCCCAGGUGAGGCCUCGCCCAACCCCCCCCCUGCGGGCGGGGCCUCACCUGUGCCAGGUGCGCCCGGGGCGGGGGCGGGGCCGGGGGCGGGGCCGGGCGGGGCCGCACCUGCGCCAGGUGAGCAGCGGCGCCGCUCCGUGCGCGCCUUCCCCUUCCCCGGCUACAACGAGAGCUCCAAGGACGGCGACCUGAUGCUGCUGCGGCUGCAGGUGCCCGCGCACCUGAGCCGCCAGGUGAGCCCCCUGCCGCUGGCACGCACCUGUGCCCCGCCCGGCACCACCUGCCAGAUCUCGGGCUGGGGCUCCACCACCAGCCCCACAGUGACGUUUCCCCAGGCCCUGCACUGCAGCCAGGUGCGCAUCGUACCUGAGCUCACCUGUCGCUGUGUCCCCAAGCCGCGGAGCCGCGCCGACACCUGCCAGGUGUGUGUCACAGAGCCGCGGAGCCGCGCCGACACCUGCCAGGGCGAUUCCGGGGGGCCCCUGAUGUGCAACGGGCGCCUGCAGGGCAUCACGUCCUGGGGGCCGGGGGUCUGCGGGGACCCCCACAAACCGGGGGUCUACGUCAACCUGUGCCGCUACGGCCGCUGGCUGCACCACACCAUGGCCCACAACUGAGCCA
Zonotrichia leucophrys gambelii is the source of this 861-nucleotide messenger RNA. Its product is annotated as kallikrein-7-like. Gene Ontology annotation, molecular function: serine-type endopeptidase activity. Lineage: Eukaryota; Metazoa; Chordata; Aves; Passeriformes; Passerellidae. Gene Ontology annotation, cellular component: secretory granule. Gene Ontology annotation, biological process: proteolysis. The record is from RefSeq and is a predicted model, not a curated record. The transcript has 7 exons. The annotation marks the transcript as partial.